Capsicum annuum is the source of this 1434-nucleotide messenger RNA. RefSeq names its product probable ADP,ATP carrier protein At5g56450. The record is from RefSeq and is a predicted model, not a curated record. The coding region runs from base 296 to 1261 and encodes 321 amino acids. Gene Ontology annotation, cellular component: mitochondrial inner membrane. The transcript is spliced from 2 exons. Gene Ontology annotation, biological process: mitochondrial ATP transmembrane transport; mitochondrial ADP transmembrane transport. Gene Ontology annotation, molecular function: ATP:ADP antiporter activity. NCBI's taxonomy places the organism in Eukaryota, Viridiplantae, Streptophyta, Magnoliopsida, Solanales, Solanaceae.
AAAGCAAAUGAACCGCGCUUUGUAAUUCUGUUAUACACGACUCUAGGGUCCAUGUCUCUACCAGGAAAAGAGUUGAGAGACAAAAAGCGAAGGGACGAAUAACAUUACAAGAGGAACACCAUAUCGUUAUGCAAGGAAGAAAAUCGAAACACCUGUUAUUCUUUCUUUGAUUCAAGAUAUACCAACAACACCCGAUACCCAUAAAUAUUACAUUUUUAUUUUUAAGGCAACCCUCACAGAAGUUUGUGUUUACAUUUUUGUAUCAAGAACACCUAAUAGGGCCAAUACUAAGAAAAUGGCUGACGAGGAUGUUGAAGGGGAACAGAAGGGUACAUGGUUCAUUUCAAGAAAAUCUAACAGGUGGGCAACUUUCAAUCGAGAUCUAAUGGCGGGGGCAGUGAUGGGUGGUGCUGUGCACACGAUUGUGGCACCAAUUGAGAGAGCAAAGCUAUUAUUGCAGACCCAAGAAAGCAAUAUAGCAAUCUUGAGUGGCCCUCAUAGGAGGUUCAAGGGCAUGCUUGAUUGCAUAGUACGCACUGUUAAUGAAGAGGGGGUUCUUUCUCUUUGGAGGGGCAAUGGUAGCAGCGUCCUCAGAUACUACCCUUCCGUGGCUCUCAAUUUCUCUCUUAAGGAUCUCUAUAGGAAUAUUUUGCACAGCAACUUUCAAGACGGUCACUUUUUGGCUGGUUCAUUAGCGAAUUUUGUUGCUGGGUCUGCAGCUGGUUGUACAACAUUGAUCAUCAUUUAUCCACUAGAUAUUGCACAUACAAGGCUCGCAGCUGACCUUGGUCGGUAUGAAGCUCGUCAGUUCCAUGGCAUUUACCACUUUCUGAGGACGAUACAUGAGAAAGAUGGAGUUCGAGGCAUUUACAGGGGGCUUCCUGCCUCUCUUCAUGGAAUGAUUGUUCAUAGAGGGCUUUACUUUGGGGGUUUUGACACCAUAAAAGACAAGAUGGCUGAAAAUUCUGAAGCAGAGGUGCCAUUAUGGAAACGCUGGGCAGUCGCUCAGGCAGUCACAACAUCUGCUGGGCUGUUGUCCUAUCCUUUGGAUACAGUUCGGAGGCGAAUGAUGAUGCAAUCUGGCUUAGAAAAGUCAAUGUACAGAAGCACAUUUGAUUGUUGGCGGAGGAUUUACAAGACAGAAGGAUUUACUUCAUUUUACCGUGGAGCUCUGUCAAAUAUUUUCAGAAGUACUGGCGCAGCAGCUGUUUUAGUGUUAUAUGAUGAGGUGAAAAAGUUCAUGAAUUGGAGUGGAUUAUAGCAUAAAGGUGUUUCAGGUCAAUAUUAAUCAUCACACAGACAAAUAUAUAUUAGCCAUACCUGGUAGGGAUGUAUUUUGAUAGCCUCAAAGUUGACAAACAUACAAUGUUGUAAAACAUGUCCUGAUUCUUUCUGCUUUUUGAUCACAAUAAAUAUCAGAACAUUUCACUCUCA